AUGAUGAAGCGGAUCAUCUGGGUGAUAUCAGGACUAAACAGAAGAAUGAUGAAGCUCCUAUUCGCUCUCGCUUUGAUCGCCUACAUUGCCUCUGUCUGGGGAACAUACACAAACAUGAGAUCAAUACAAGAACACGGCGAAAUGAAGAUUGAGCAGAGAAUUGAUGAAGCUGUGGCUCCCCUCAGAGAGAAGAUUCGAGAUCUAGAGCUGAGUUUGUCUCAGAAAUAUCCUCCUGUGAAAUUCCUCUCAGAAAAGGAUCGAAAGAGAAUUUUGAUCACUGGUGGUGCCGGCUUUGUGGGCUCUCACUUGACUGACAAACUGAUGAUGGAUGGCCACGAGGUGACUGUCGUGGACAACUUCUUCACAGGGAGGAAGAGGAAUGUCGAGCACUGGAUUGGCCAUGAAAACUUUGAGCUCAUCAAUCACGAUGUGGUGGAGCCUCUCUAUAUUGAGGUGGACCAGAUCUAUCACCUGGCGUCUCCGGCCUCUCCUCCCAACUACAUGUACAACCCCAUCAAAACCCUCAAGACCAACACCAUAGGCACUCUCAACAUGCUUGGCCUGGCCAAGCGUGUGGGUGCCAGACUUCUCCUGGCCUCUACUUCUGAGGUGUAUGGAGACCCAGAGGUACAUCCACAAAAUGAAGAGUACUGGGGACAUGUGAACCCCAUUGGUCCUCGAGCCUGCUACGAUGAGGGCAAACGUGUAGCAGAGACAAUGUGUUACGCCUACAUGAAGCAGGAAGGAGUAGAAGUGAGGGUGGCACGAAUCUUCAACACAUUUGGCUCCCGAAUGCAUAUGAACGAUGGCCGUGUUGUCAGCAACUUCAUCUUGCAGGCUCUACAAGGAGAACCCCUCACUGUGUACGGCACCGGAUCACAAACGAGAGCCUUUCAGUAUGUCAGUGAUCUGGUGAAUGGCCUGGUGUUGUUGAUGAACAGUAACAUCAGCAGUCCAGUCAAUCUGGGGAACCCAGAGGAGCACACCAUAUUGGAGUUUGCUCGUCUCAUCAAAAGUCUUGUUGUAAGCCGUAGCCAGAUCCAGUUCCUACCAGAGGCCCAGGAUGACCCACAGAGGCGAAGACCUGACAUCCGCAAAGCGAAGAUGAUGUUGGGCUGGGAGCCUGUGGUGCCCCUGGAGGAAGGCCUGAACAAAACCAUCCAGUACUUCAGUAGGGAGCUGGAGCACCAAGCUAAUAAUCAGUACAUCCCCAAACCCAAAGCUGCCCGCAUGAAGAAAGGGCGUCCGAGACACAACUGAGGCCAGGGUUUCCAUCACAAACACUCCUGCAACACUGAAGGAUGCUUAGGCUCCUCAGAGGACCCUUGAAGAGCAACUCUCGGAUUGACGCUGUUCAGUAGUGCACUCUGGGAAAUUCGAGAAGCUGAAAUAAUUUUUUUUUCAGUCUUUUCGAAAAGCUGUUGUCUUCCGUUGGUGCUGCAGUUGCACUUUCUCCACAGGAAUCUGCAGGAUAAAGGCCUGGCAGAUGGGCACGCCUGAAUCUAAGAGUAAUGGAAAUGAAAGACAAGAAAUGUCCGACCCAGCCCAUUUUUGGGUUUCUUUUUUUUUUUUUUGGUGAAUUUGUGCUUGUGCUAUUUAAGAUGCUGAUUUAUGAAAUGUGUUAACUGCUCACACUGCGUGUCAGUGUGUUUGUUUUGAUUAUUUUAUCAGUUUCAUGGUGUUGUGUCUCCGGAGAUGGACUCCCUGAGCAUGGCUGCAGAGGAUUGGUUUUGCCACAGGAUGUUUUGUCCUCUAUUUAUCGUGGCUGCCGACAACCUGUUGGCUGCCCGUGUGAUGCAGAGCACUGUAGGAUUGGGCAGAUCUCACAUCUUCUAGUAAGACUGUUACUGCGUCAUUACAUGUGUUUCCAGAGGUCAUUGUGUUCUCCUUUGUGAACUCUCUAAUGCCAAGACAUGAAUCUUGUAUUAUCAAUUUCAGGUGAAGAUGCUAUUUUAAUAAAACAUUUCCAAUAUUUUU
Myripristis murdjan (pinecone soldierfish) is the source of this 1977-nucleotide messenger RNA. RefSeq names its product UDP-glucuronate decarboxylase 1 (gene uxs1). Gene Ontology annotation, cellular component: cytoplasm. The coding region runs from base 1 to 1260 and encodes 419 amino acids. Gene Ontology annotation, molecular function: UDP-glucuronate decarboxylase activity; NAD+ binding. The transcript is spliced from 15 exons. The record is from RefSeq and is a predicted model, not a curated record. NCBI's taxonomy places the organism in Eukaryota, Metazoa, Chordata, Actinopteri, Holocentriformes, Holocentridae. Gene Ontology annotation, biological process: D-xylose metabolic process.